Zonotrichia leucophrys gambelii is the source of this 1021-nucleotide messenger RNA. RefSeq names its product valosin containing protein lysine methyltransferase (gene VCPKMT). The transcript is spliced from 6 exons. Gene Ontology annotation, biological process: peptidyl-lysine trimethylation. Lineage: Eukaryota; Metazoa; Chordata; Aves; Passeriformes; Passerellidae. The record is from RefSeq and is a predicted model, not a curated record. Bases 8 to 643 code for a protein of 211 amino acids. Gene Ontology annotation, molecular function: protein-lysine N-methyltransferase activity. Gene Ontology annotation, cellular component: cytosol; cytoplasm.
CGCGGCCAUGGCGGGCUUCGUGCGGGAGCUGGAGCGGCGGGCCGGGCCGGCGCUGCGGCUGGAGCAGCGGGCGGCGGGCGGUGUGGGCUGUGUGGUGUGGGACGCUGCAUUGGUGCUCGCCAAGUUCCUGGAGACCGGCGCCUGUCCCCUCGCCCGCCGCCACGUCCUGGAGCUGGGCGCGGGCACCGGCGCCGUCGGCAUCAUGGCAGCCACGCUGGGGGCGAACGUGACGGUCACAGACCUGGAGGAGCUGCAGGAGCUGUUAAUGAUCAAUAUUGAAAAUAACAAGCACCUGGUCACAGGGUCCCUCCGAGCCAAGGUACUGAAAUGGGGUGAAGAUGUAACAGAAUUUCAGCCUCCUCCUGAUUAUAUACUCAUGGCUGAUUGCAUUUACUAUGAGGAGUCCUUGGAGCCCUUGCUGAAGACCCUGAGGGAGCUGACGGGCCCUGACACUUGUGUGCUGUGCUGCUAUGAACAGAGGACUGUGGGGAAGAACCCUGAAAUUGAGAGGAAAUACUUUGAACUGCUGCAGAGGGACUUUGAGCUGGAGAGGAUUCCCCUGGAGAGGCACGACGAGGAGUUCCGCAGCGAGGACAUCCACAUCGUGAGCAUCCACAGGAAGCACAGGAAUUCCCCGUCGUGAGAUCUUUGAGCGCAGGAUGUGUCCCCUGGCAGAGCUGUGGAGCAGCGGGGCUGGGAUCGCAGCACGGAGGGACUGUCUGCGGUGUGCUUGUGACUCAUCUGCGCCGAGCAGCUUCUGGCUGGCCCGCUCGGCGUCUGACAGCGCCUUCCGGCCGGACAGCUGCGGGCUGCCCGUGCCUGCGGCCCGGGGAGGCGGGGAAUGGGGCCGGGGGAGCGGCCCGGGGGCUGUGCCGGUGCCUCUGCUGCGGGAGCGGCCCGGGCAGUGCCGGGGCUGUGCCGGUGCCUCUGCUGCGGGAGCGGCGCUACCGAGCCCCUCCCAGGGCGCCACGCUGGAACCGCCCAGAGGGGAAAAUGGGAGCGGCUGGAACGGCCGGGUCAA